AUGGCCUUCACGAUGCGACAGCCUUUUCGGCUCACGUCCGCCCUGGCAGGAGCUUCCAAGACCGUCUUCCGCUCCAGUGGCGCACCUGUCCGAUCAUUCCACAGCAGCAGACCCGCAAACCAAUUUUUCACCUCGCGCUCGACGAUACCAGUUACUACUCUUACGAAAGCUCGAAAUGCGUUCAGACAAUCGAGGACAUACAUGCAGCAGCCAGCUAUCCAGACUCCGGGUGGCGGGAACUUGGUGCAGAAACUGGUAGUUGGAGGGGCGAUGUUUGGUGGAACUUUACUUGCGAUCAACCUAGUAUUCAACCGCGAGACGAGAGAAGAUGGAGGUAUGCCGCCGUUCGAGAGAGCAUACCUCAAUGAUACAUUUAUGCAUACGGGCUUGGGAAUUGGUAUCAUCGGACUUUCGGCCAGAGCUAUGUUCCAGAGCGGCUUUACGUACAGAUUGAUGGCUACCAACCCUUGGGUUGUUAUGAUCGGAGGACUCGCACUUAGCAUCGGAACGAUGAUGGGAACGAGAGCCACAAGCCCUGAAAACUAUAUGCAAAAGUAUGGUCUCUGGUCAGCAUUCAACGUUACUCAAGGAGCUCUCCUCGCACCACUCCUCUUCAUGGCUCCACCCGCUAUCAUCGGUCGCGCUGGACUCUACACAAUCGCUAUGAUGGGCUCGAUCUCUUUCGUCGGCGCCACUGCCAAGCAAGAGAAGUACCUCUACCUCGGUGGACCUCUUUUGGCUGGUGUUGCUCUCGUCGCCGUCUCUGGAUUUGCCCCUCUCGUUCUCCCAGCUACCGCUGUCCGAACUCUUGCCUUCACUGAGAAUAUCUGGCUGUACGGAGGAUUGGCUGUCUUCGGAGGCUUCACGCUGUACGAUGUGCAGAAGAUUCUGAUGCAUGCUCGUAUGGCUGAGCGGGGCUUGAUGGCCAAGGAUCCGGUUAACGAGAGCAUGAGUCUGGAGUUGGACUUCUUGAACAUCUUUGUUCGGUUCGUUCAGAUCUUGAUGAUGCAGCAAGGACGCAGAAAGUAG
Messenger RNA from Drepanopeziza brunnea f. sp. 'multigermtubi' MB_m1, 1029 nucleotides. RefSeq lists its product as uncharacterized. Gene Ontology annotation, cellular component: mitochondrial inner membrane. The record is from RefSeq and is a predicted model, not a curated record. NCBI's taxonomy places the organism in Eukaryota, Fungi, Ascomycota, Leotiomycetes, Helotiales, Drepanopezizaceae.